Molecule: messenger RNA, 6939 nt
Organism: Polypterus senegalus (gray bichir)
Lineage: Eukaryota; Metazoa; Chordata; Cladistia; Polypteriformes; Polypteridae
Gene: hpcal4
Product: hippocalcin like 4
Exons: 4
Coding region: 159-734 (191 amino acids)
Molecular function (GO): calcium ion binding
Source: RefSeq, a predicted model, not a curated record
UACAGAGUUCCCAUUCAGUACAGCUGGCCGGUAAAUCUUCCUGACUGGCCAGCAGUCUACGGGGUAGAGGAAAUAAAUCCAGAUCGUUUCGACACUGCUGAGAUUUGAACUCUGAAACAUCUCAAAAGAGGAACUGAAAAAUUCUUUGUGAUUUUGCAAUGGGAAAACACAACAGCAAACUAGCUCCUGAGGUUUUGGACGACCUAACUAGGAGCACAGAAUUCAACGAGAGUGAGCUCAAACAGUGGUACAAAGGUUUCCUCAAAGACUGUCCCACUGGUAUACUCAACCUUGAAGAGUUUCAGCAGCUGUAUGUUAAGUUUUUCCCAUAUGGUGAUGCAUCUAAGUUUGCUCAGCAUGCUUUUCGAACUUUCGACAAAAAUGGGGAUGGAACAAUUGAUUUCCGGGAGUUUAUCUGUGCCCUCUCUAUCACAUCCCGGGGGAGUUUUGAGCAGAAGCUAAACUGGGCUUUCAACAUGUAUGACCUAGAUGGAGAUGGCAAGAUCACUCGCACAGAGAUGUUGGAAAUCAUUGAGGCAAUUUAUAAGAUGGUGGGAACUGUGAUUAUGAUGCGUAUGAAUGAAGAUGGCCUGACCCCCCAGCAGCGUGUGGACAAGAUCUUCAGUAAGAUGGACAAAGAUCACAAUGAUGAGAUUACACUGGAGGAGUUCAAGGAGGCAGCUAAGAGUGAUCCUUCCAUUGUGUUACUUCUUCAGUGUGACAUGCAAAAAUAGAGGCAAGGUGCAGUAGUGGGAGUGGAAGGCCAGGAUAGGGCACAGUUUGUCAACCUGUCAGAACCUGUAAAACACAAGAGGAGGGGCUCUGAGAAUGUCCAAUAUUCUGUUUUUAAUGUAUGCAUUUUGUAAAUCCUGAGCCUGUGUAUUUUUAUCUAUGGUGAAGUAUGAUGUAGCAGUACUAGAGUAUCUGAUAUGAUUCUUGUUAUAAUUCAGAUUUUGAAUAUUUUCACUUCUUCAAGUGACAUUGCUACUUUUUGGUUUUGACAAGUUUACAAUCUUGAUACAGUUAUGCCACCUUUGUCCACUGUGUGUCACUAAUGGUGUUUUGUGAGCUUAAGCUUUACAUCCAGGCCUUCCCAAAUUGCCAGCCCUCCACUUACUCUUCAGUGCUAUAUUCACACUUGGAACUCACUCUGUUUUUUUUAUCUAAGGCCAGAAGACUGUGACCACAGUCAUUUAAUAAGAUAGGGGCAUUUUGGUGAAACAAACUCCAAAUGACAGUAUUUUACAUGAACUGUUAGCAAUAAACAUGAAGUCAAGUGCACCACUUGCCUGAUGAGAACUCACAAAAGAAAACUGCAAUGGACAUCCUUUUGCAUUCUUUUUGCAUAGUAUUUGAAAUGGAAAAUGAGGAAGGGAUGUAUUCUCUAUUUUUUUUUUGUGUGUGUGUGUGUGUGUAUAUAUCUGUUUCUGUGUUUUAUGUGUGUCAGAGGGGUGGAGUGGUAUUUUUGUAUUGGGGUAAAGGUUUAUUACAGUUAUGUGAGAAAUAAUUAGAGGUUUGUUGAAAUUGUUUUCCAUAAAGCCCAAUAAUUCAUUAUUAUUUGAACAAAACAAGGCUGGGUGCUGCAAAAUAGUUAUCCAUCUCAACUGAAACUGAAUAGUGUAGUGCCAAUGCGAACUGAAUGGAGUGUCCACAAUUUUUAAUACCAUGAUUUUCAGAAUGUAAAUAUGAUAGUAAAGAACAUCAUCCAAAAUUGUAUGAUUUUCCUCUUUGAUGUAUAGUGGUUUAAAGCAAGAACUUAUUCUAAACACAAGCUUACUUUUUGAUGGAGAAAGACUGUGCAAUCAUAUAUUUUUUUAGCAUUUUAUCUUAAUUAUCUCUUUACUUGUGAAUGUGUCACAAGCACUCUUAGAUUAAGUAGUACAGAAAACAUAAACGUUAUCACUGCUCAAAAAAAAAAAAAAAUUUAAAUUAGUCUUUCAAUUUUCAAACUACCGUAGGUGUCUCUCUUUUGCUAGAAUUGGUUUUUACAUAACUAUAUGCCUUACAGCAUAACUAUCCCUUAAACAACCUUGUAGAAGAUUAAAGGUGCGAUUUACACCUCAUCACAUCUUAACUUCCUUAUAAGAGGUGAACACACAAUCUUGAUUACGUGCUGCUUCAAUUUUAAUGACACUUUUAUUUUGAAUAGAAUUAUCUUGGGUCAGUUAUAAAAAACACAUAUAUUAUUCACAUUUACUCCAGCCUUUAUUCAAACUUCAGUGAGAUAAUAACAUGAACAAAGAACAAUUUAGAAGCAUCUCAGAAAUUUCUAUAUUCUUACAAAUCUUCAAUUUUGCAGUAGAUAACAUUUAUUCCAGUUAAAAUAUCAGUUUGGUAAGACAGAAAGAGUUUCCCAGUUUCCCACUAGCUACUCAUUUCUACAGGUGAUGAUGUAUAACAGUGAAUUAACUGUUUAGAAAUAAACCACUGAGCUCUUCCAGUAACAUUAGCCACUAAAUCCUCUGUUCCCUUAAAACUGGACACAGCUUUAUCUCUUGUCUGCUGGGCUAAUUAUUUUUACUUCUCUAUAUGCAUCGGAAUGUAUCUUGUCUUUUACAUAUUUUAAUUUUAUUUUGUAUGUGUUUGUGGGAAUGCUUUUCUGUAAAAUAAAAUACUUGAGGGAGAAUAGACUAGAUUAAUUUGGUGACCACUUUAGAGUUUCUUCUGCAAACAGGCACAAUGUUUGCAUUGCUGUCGUGUAUAAACUAGUGCACGCACAUUGUGAGUUUAAAGGCAGAGUUUCCAGCAUCUUUAAGAAACCACGCUUUUGCAGAAUAUGUCUACUCCCAAAGAGCAUAUAAACUGGCUUUAUAAUUUUCCAAGAAGCAGCCACAUUUUGCCUUCAUUUUGUAUACAUAUUGUAGCAACCGCAAGAUACGGGCACGCGAUUCCUACACUUCACAACCCAAAGGGAAGUGGACGAUAAUAGUAGCAUUACCAUAUUCGGUCAUAGGCCCCUCUUGUCCCCAUAUGCACGUCCUUAUAUAACUGGCAAAAAAUCUCACGCAAAGGAAAGUGGGACUGAAAAAUAUACUAACAUUUACUAUUUACAUUUACUUGCCCGGUGCCUGAGUGCUCAUUAGUGAACCCCUUUCCCAGACGCCCUCCCCAGCGCCCAAAUCCGAAUCCCUGGUUUGACGUAGACAAUAAACAAAAGAAAAUAAUAAAAAACAAUGUUCUCCGAAAAUGACAAUAAAGAAAAAUUUACUUAAUCCACAUAUUAGAAAAAAUAAAUCCUGCAGUUCAGUUCCUUCCGUAGGGCAGUAGGAAAACACAACAGUCCUCUGGUGGAACGGCUUCUCCGCGGACUAUCACGAAGAAAUGCAAAUUCAGGAAUCUGACUCACCAGACGGGAGCACCCGGAGAACACCAGAACCUGGCCUCUUCUUGGGGAUUCGUCACCAGAUUAUUUCUUCAGGGUGGCCACCCACAAAUAGCAAACGUCCCUGGGUAAAGAAAGAUCCUGAAUGAUCCUUUGAGCGUGGAUAGUCUCUCCUUGCCUUCAGCCUUUUCCUUCCUUUUUUUUUGUUCCCUCCUGCCAUUCCCCUUAAAUAGAAAAAGUUUCACGCAGAAACAUCCUUGCCCCUCUCGGUUGUUAUGGCAACCUCAUGCCAGCAACAGGCAGCUGGAAUAUUUACCGGGCGGGGUCCUCCCAGACUGGAACGUCAACAAAGGUGCCUGACAGGCUAUUUACAAACACCCUUCCAGCCAACAUAAUAAAGUGACAGACAGUCCAGGAGGACAACCCAAAAGUCAAGUUAUGUAGCCUUGCUACAAUAUGGUUUUUUGAAGAAAGAUUAUCUUUUGAGUUUUGUCUAUAUUGACACCCCAGACUGCUCAUGUAGGUGUUCAGUUUGUACAUGUUAACCAUUUCAGUUCCCACUCUGAGCAUAAAUGACUCAUAUUUCAUCAUUCAGUGUAAUUUAUGAAACUUUCUGUUGUCCAUAUAACCUCUACACUUAUAUAAGGUUUAUGUGCUGAAUGUACACAAUAACACAGGCAUUUGAAGUUUUUGUCAAAGAAAUGAACCCAUCUGCUCUGAUUCUGCUCAUGGUCUGAUUUUACUGCCUGGGCACAGUGUUGGUAACAGCUACAAUUCUUCUGACCAGCUCAGGUGUUUUACGUCUGCUGAAUGGUCACUUUCUUCCUGGAGGUAUACCCAGCUAACACUGAGUCAUUUCCCAACUUUUCAUCAGAGUAGCCCAUAUUGUUUUCUGUUCCAGAGUGUCUUAUUGUUUUUUUAAAAUAGCUUGAUGGUUACUUUUACUUUAAGUAUGUAAUUUCACCUCAUCCUUAGGUCUCAUAAUUGCAUUGAAGUUGAAUUCACAGUCAUUUUCCUGAAACCAUUCAAAGCAUUCUUCUAACUUUGAUGAAAACGUCCACUUGCAGAUGGUCAGACUGUUGCCAUAAAGAGAUGUUUCUAAUGACUUAGUGUGAGCCAUAGAAACAUCCCACUUUAUUACAACUCUUAGUCUGUACUGUAGACACUCUUCAGAUGGAUUCAAGUAAUCAUGAGGUUUUGGAUUCAUUCCAUUGCACCUACAAGUAUGAAUAACAAUAAGCCACAAUUUAUCAGACCUUGUGGACCAUUUCCACUACACAACACUGCAACUACUGUCUUAAUUUUCACUAGCAGAAGUGGCACUCAAAGGGAUAAAUAACUAUCAUAACCCAAAAAACCUGAUAUGCUGCCUUUAGCACUGUUGUGCUUACCUUUUAGUCAGCUUACUCUAGUCCAUUUAUUACUCUGUACCAUCAAGUCAUGCCAACUAAAUUUUACUUAAUUUUAUCAGCAGAACAACCUUUGGUUAGAUGUUUUAUCGGCCUAUGGCCAUUCUUGAUGUACCUUUGACACUGUCAGGCUUGCAAUUUCCAAUAUACCCAUACCAAUGUGACAAAAAUACAUUUUGAUUCUUAGACUUGCACAUUCUACCUCUAAACUGCACUUGCUUGAUCAUUUGGCACCUAUCUGUGCGCUUUGUCAGCAUAUACAAUCCUGUCACUGAUUGAGCAAAUUAUGAAGUCAGACAAGAAGGUGCAGCAAAAGGUGUGCAUUUAACAUAAACUUUCUGUGCUUUAUAUGCUUUCAGUUUUGUUCUUGUCUUCACAAAUGAACAAUAUUACUAUAUGUUCAGAGGUUUACUAUUUUUAAAGGUUUUGUCAGCUUCAUACUUUUGCUUAAGAUGACCGUUCUCUCUUACCCAUUCAGCUUUAUUUCUGUAGCAUGUAUUCAUUGUGCUACAUUCAUCAGUCAAUUCAUCUUUAUUUUAUAAAGCAUGUUUCACAGAGCACAUCACCAAAAACGUUUUGUGUUGAAAUCAGUGAAAUAAAACACUCAACUUUGCCCCCACAUACAUUUAAAAAUGUAUUUAUAAAUUCUUAAAGCUCCCAGUCUUCUCUGCUUGCAGUGCAGCUACACAUUUCAUUCUAGUGAUCUACAGUAGGCCUGACUGAAUCAUCUACUAGAAUACUUUCCUACAGCCCUUGCUCUGUACAAGAGCCUGAUUUCUGAAAGUAUUCUAAAAUUUAAGUAAGCUGCUAAUUUAAGUUAUCCACCGUAUGGUAUCUGUACCUGUCACAUUAGUUUUUUAUGCCAAUAAUUUGAUGAAGCAUAGAGUGAAAUAAGCCACACAAACAUCAGAUAUAGAACAUGCAGCAAAAAUACGAUUAGCAGAAUAAAACUCAAUUUAUGGACAACAAAUCACAUGAAAAGAAAAGACAGAUCUCAUUCCAUACAAGAAUAAAACACUCCACAGGGCAAGGGUUUAAGGUGGUGCAUGGCAGUGAUUAUUUCAGGAUGAUUUAAAAAAAAAUUGUCAGACCUAGCAGGCUGUAACACUGAAAAGACAAACAGAUACUGACCAAAAGGAAAUGGCAAAAUAAACUUGUAAUCAUUAAGUGGGCAGAAAGUCAAAACCAAAACUUGAAAACUAAGCUAAUUUUAUUUUGCUAGAAAAAUGUUAAUCCUUUGUGAAAAUGAAGCAGUCCAGGCAAUCACUCAGCAUGCCAUGUGAUCAUAUCCCUUAUCAUCUGACAGACAUUCUUAGAACACACCCCCAUAAGAUGGCAUAGCAGCCAGUUCUAAAAUGGUGGCAUCUGAAGAUGUUACCAACAUCACUGAAUACUAUAGAAGAUAACACAAAAUUAAAUUAAAUAGCUGUAAAAUUUAUUUGUACAACUUGGCACUCAUUUUCUUUCUUUUUAAAUACUUAAUGUUUUCUUACACUAGCAUAUUGUGUACUGUGGCCUGCUACUGUCUUUAUGAAAAUCUUGAGACUAGGCCCAGUAAACACAAUACCUUCAGUCCAACAAAGCACCUUAUUUUUCCUCUAUUGCUAUUUUCUUUUUCUGGAAUAUUUUGGAGGAAAAAGCCUCAAUAUGUUCCUGUGCUUAAGAUCUUAUGCAUAAACUAUGAUGUGCAUCAGUGAAGCUGAGGGUAAAUGUAGGAUCAGCUGAAAUGUCCUAAUAGAAUGUGUGGUGGAUGGGAUAGCCUCAGAGCUGAAUUACAAAAGUGCAUGUGAAUGAAGUCAACAUUAUGUUACUGAAGUAGCUUACUUUAAACUGUUGAUUUACACUAGCUAGACUAGACAAAAAACAUAUUUAGUAGUAGAUUAAGGAUGUUUCAUUUUACUGACUCUAUGUAUGUUGAUGUUUUAUGAUGUGAUUUUUGUUUUAACUCUGCACUUUACUAUUUAUUGUUUGUUUUUAUAUGAAGGAAUGCCAAUGUAAGGUUCUGCUGGAAAAUCAGAGAACAAGAUGGUUAUUUCACUAUGUCGGUGGAAUAUUCUACCUGUUUUAUAGCUGUUCUGUGGAUGUACACCACCUUAUUGUCACCAUAUAUAAUCUUAUAAUUUCAUACUGUUUAGUGUAUAACAUGUAACUAUUAGAUUUAAAAACUGUGUAUUUUUAAUACAUAGAGGAUUAAACAAUGGAAAUAAA